GGGCAAUUCUCAUCCGGGUCAGAUCGAGCUGCUUGCUGUCCGUGACUAGUGUAGGUGCCGCGCUGUUCGCGUUUUCUCCUCCUGGUGAGACCGAGCCGCAGUGUUCACAGGCGAGGAGCUACCUCUGUCCUAAGCAGAGAAAGACGAGGAGGAGACGUGCGAACGGGCAGCGGCUGGGCCGCGCCGGUGCGGGCAGGCGACUGUGUUCCUCCGCUUGCUGCUGUCUCUGGGAACUGGGUGCCAGCGCUGAGGGGCCUCCAGCGGACAGCGACCCCCUUCCCCGGCCCCCCAAGCCCACCCUGCCGGGGAGGGCGGAAGAUGCCAGUGAAGAAGAAGAGAAAAUCCUCUGGGGUGGCAACGGCAGUAGCGGAAGACGGAGGCCUCAAAAAGUGUAAAAUCUCCAGGUACCACCUCCCCCCACCUUUCAGUCUUUCCUCCUUCCUCCUUUGCAGGACAGCUGGAGGAGAAGGAGUUGGGCCCAGCCUCCAGGCCUCAAGUGGAGAGAGCUAUUGCAGAUCCCAACCCCCUGCUAGACUAAUAAGUGGAGAGGAACAUUUUUCAAGCAAGAAGUGCCUGGCUUGGUUUUAUGAGUAUGCAGGUCCUGAUGAAGUUGUAGGGCCAGAAGGAAUGGAAAAAUUUUGUGAAGACAUUGGUGUUGAACCUGAAAAUAUUAUUAUGUUAGUUUUAGCGUGGAAAUUGGAGGCUGAAAGCAUGGGAUUUUUUACCAAGGAAGAAUGGUUAAAGGGAAUGACUUCAUUACAGUGUGACUGCACAGAAAAGUUACAGAACAAAUUUGAUUUUUUGCGCUCACAGCUGAAUGACAUUUCAUCAUUUAAGAAUAUAUACAGAUAUGCCUUUGAUUUUGCAAGGGAUAAAGAUCAGAGAAGCCUUGAUAUUGAUACUGCUAAAUCUAUGUUAGCUCUUCUGCUUGGUAGGACAUGGCCACUGUUUUCAGUAUUUUACCAGUACCUGGAGCAAUCAAAGUAUCGUGUUAUGAACAAAGAUCAGUGGUACAAUGUAUUAGAAUUCAGCAGAACAGUUCAUGCCGAUCUUAGUAACUACGAUGAAGACGGUGCUUGGCCCGUUCUUCUUGAUGAAUUUGUUGAGUGGCAAAAAGUUCGUCAAACAUCAUAGCAAGAACUAUUGUGAAGAAAAUGCAAACUUUUUGAUUCCCACAUGUAUACAAACUAAUGAAAUGAGGGGGAAAAAUCCAAAGGGUGCAUUUUCAUUCAUAUGAAAGACUUCUCAUAGUACUUUUUUUUUUCCUUUUUUUUAAAGGAAGUUUCCUUGUUACAUGUGAGCGGCAUUGAGCCACACCUCUUCUGAGACUGAAUAUUGACAUUUUUGUUUCAAGUUAUGUUUUUAACAUUUAUUUCAGAACAAUAAAGAUUCAGAUUUGUGACAAAGGCCUUAAAGUGAAGAUGUCCCUUGAGUGUCAGAGUGGUAUUUAUUUUUGUAAGUUUGAAUUCUUGAUUUUUGAGGUUCAGAAUUACCAUGAAUUUGUGAAAUUUUAAAGAUUUUAAGCAAUCUUAAUAUCCGGCAAUGUAGUCUGCUGAUGGUAUAGCUCAUAUUAUUUAUCUUUGCACAAUUAGGAAGAAUAAUUAUUGGCCUUGACUUAUAAUGAUUUUCUGGUGCAGCUAGUAAAAAACAUUUCUAGAUAUUGGAAGUGCUCCAACUUUCAGCUGUGGGUAUCUGUAAAAGCUAUCAAGGUCUUAUGUACGUAUCUUAUUUGAAAAGUUUGGAAAGAUUAUGUUAAGUUAUUUUGUUUUUUGACCAUGAGAUAUUUUUAAUAAGCAGAAAUAAGCCCUGCAUGUGUAUAUUUAACAUGAAAUUUAAAUUUUGUGUAUUUCUGUCAAAGAAUUUCAUUUACAUUUGAAGUAGCAAGGUUGAUAUAUUAAUGGUCUCAAAAUCAGACAUUCUUUUAAGAGCAUUAGGAUCAAUAUUGAAGUUGUAUUUUUAUCAUUAAUACAAAUGGCAUAUUUAUGAUAUUUUUAAUUAUUAUUUUAUAGAGAGUUUUGUUGAGAGCACUGUUAUUUUCCUUAAGAAAACUUUAGCUUUGAUUUUUGUGGACUUUGUUAAGAUAUAUAAAAGAAAAGAAAAUAGAAUAAUGGAUCAUGAGAGACCUCUGGCUGUAAGUGCAAACUUGGUGAUAUCAUUUAACAUUGGUAGUAUUACAGUUUUGCUGUUUGUCACAAUUUUCUGACUAUUGGCAAUAUAGUAUCUUGAAGAAAUAACAGCCUUAUUCACAUAAAAGUCACCUUUUGGUUAGCAGCAGGCAUGUUUUAUAUAUUCCUUUUCAAACCAUCCAAUAUUCCAGUGAUAAGAAAACUUGGUUCACAUUCACAGUUCAGUCACAACCUCAGUAAUAUUCAUAGUCUCAUUGUAUAAAUGAAGAGAACUAAAGAGGUUAUUUUUCCAUAAUAAGGAAAUUUCUGUUGAUUUAAAAGUAAAGGUUGGUUGAUUUGAUAGUGAAUUUGUUUAAUGAGUGAUUUUUAGUAUUAAUUACCUAAGGGAAAAAUAGCAUUUUGAAACUUAUUGUUUGCUUCUUGGUUAAUGAACAUAAAGUGAUUGCCAAUGUUUUACUUGCCUUCUUAACAAGAUUAUUUUGUACAGUUUUGUAAAACACUGAUAAAAUAGUGGAAAAUAAUUCUUUUCCUCAGUACCUUUAGAUAAAGAUUAUUUUCUUUGAAUAUUCCUCUUAAGGGUUAGAAUUAGCAAAUUAUUAGUAAGGAGCACAUGAACCUUUGUGAUUUAGUAUCAUGAAUGAUGUUUUAAUAUCAAAUUAAUAAUAUAAGAAAAGGAUUUACAUUGUAGAAUUUCUAAUAUAAUUGACUCUUCUAAGGUACAAGUUAAAACAAUUGAAGAAUAUUGUCCACUUUUGUUUAAUUCAAAAGAAUUUAAGUGAAAUCUUACAAGUUGUUACUUUAUAACUUGAACUAAUUGUAAAAACCUUUGUAAUCUUUAUUAUUUGAGUAAAGUGAGGAACACUCAAAACUUAUAGAGUGACUUUAAAAAAAUUUUUACUUAGAUUAACUAUCCAAGGGUUCCUUUAAUUUUUUGGCAGGGGUUGGUUCUGAAUAUGAAAAUUAAAUUCACUUUUUUUCUGCCUAAAAUUAGUGGUCCAAUUCCACAAUGGUCAUGUGCCUGUUUUACUUGCUCCAUCUGUUUCUCUUACCUUUCUAAAGCCAUAUAACACUCACCUAAUUCAGUGGCAUAUGCCUGUAUAACCCCAGUAACUUGGGAGACUGAGACAGAAGGAUCAAAAGUUCAAAGUCAGCCUCAGCAACUUAUCUAGAUCCUGUCUCAAAAUUUAAGAGGGGGUGGACAGGGGCCUGGGAAUGAAGAAGCUUGGUGGUUAAGUGCUCCAGAGUUUGAUCUCCACUACCCCCCACCCUGUUUACCUACUUUGCCGGCAAAUUUGCUUGGCCUUAUUCAUCAGGGCAUGGGCUGUGUUCCUUCUCUCCUUUCUUAAUUUAUAUUUGAACAACUUUCAGUUUAUUGGGAAACUUAUAAUCAAGAUGCUAAGUGGUUAAGAUAUUAACUGGUCAAAAUGUUUAGCAAAGUGGACAGUAUUAAGGAACUUGUAGUAUGAAGAAGUCUCCUAAGUGUUGUGGCUCUUUUUUUUUUUUAAACUAAAGUGCCUUCCCAGGAAUCCUUUUGUAAAAUCUUCUAAUUUAUUUUCUUCGUGUGGAAUGAAAUACUCGAUGGUGCUUUAUAAUAUGGAGUUGACUUGCUGCUUAUAAAAUAGUUUACAAAAGUAAUACUACUGGAAGAAAGUAGAGCCAGGUGUUGAUUCUUUGUGGGAGGUUGGAGUGUUGCCUUCCACAAAUCCAUGGGGUCAAUAAUUUUUAAUAAGGUAUGGUCAUUUAGAAAAAUAUUGACCAGGGAUUCGGGUAACAUAGUAUGAUAAAACUGUGUAUUACAUGCUGAUCUGGAUCUGUUACCCUAUUUUUCUCUUACUAUCUAAUGAUUUCUUGUUUUUAAAAUGAUAAAAUUCUCGACAAUACAUUUUUAAUGGUUAUAUUUUUAUGUGUAAUGUGAGACCUCCCAUGGGAUUAUUAAAUUGACCCUCAGGAUUGUAUAUCCCUUAAGUACAAAUGCCUUUUUAUCUAACAAACCAAAAGUGUAUCUUAACAAUAUUGAAUGCCAUCACUUUUCAGUGUGAAGGGGAUGAGAGUGAGAGUAGAAUUUUGACAUAACUAGAGUUUUUAAGGCAUGCACAAUUAUGUGGAGUGGUCAGAUUCUAGACAAAUGAAAUACAUUGCUAAUAAAACAAAUUUUGAAUUGUAUCUUAAGCAAAAUGUCUUUUCUGCCUAGUCAUUAAUGGGAAAUUAUGAAAGGACUUACUGAAAUGUAUUAUGUGCUUAGUUUUUGAGGAGCAGUUAGUAAGAAUGCUGACGUCAUUUGUUUUACUGCCUUCUUGAUGAAGUAUUCCCGAUGCUAUUGUGACAAUUCAUAAAGGGAUAAUACUUUGUUCCUGCUUUUAAGCCUGAAGUUUUUAGCACAUCUCUCACAUGCUUCCCAAAUGUCUAAAGCAGCAAAUAAUUUGAGGGCAUUUAAUGCAUGUAAUUUAAAUACAUUUUUUGUUAAAAAGAGAAAAAUUAGAAAGCUAAAGAAUUUUUUCUUUUUCCUAGAGAGAAAUUCUUCCUUAAGGAAAUAUAUCACUUCUUGAGUGAUACUGGAAAACAUCACAAGGAAACAUUUCAAAGAAGGAAGCAUUUUCUCUUCAAGAGAAAUGAAAAAUAGGAAAAUUGUAAAUUUCCUCAGAAGGAAAGACUAGUGGGAAUUAUUAAAUAUUCUGGAUCAUAUAAAUUUUAAUGACUUUAAUUUUAUUACUUUCAUGAAUAUUUAGCAAUAACGAGACAAAAAUAUUACAAUUCAGUCUUUUUUGUUAAUAGACCUAGUUACCUAUGAUUAUACUAUUAAAGCCCAGAAAACAUUAUAACUUUUAUGAUAAACUUUAUAGAUUGUGGAAAUGAAUUGCUGCCACAAACCUUGGAUAAAUUGUACUGAUAUUGUAGAUAUUUUUCUAGUGAAUUUUUACUUCACUGGAAUAAAUUUAAAAAAAUAUUUAUGUAUCUUUAGUUUUUUAGGUGGAUACAUUAGUUUGUUUUUAUGUGGUGCCGAGGAUCGAACCCAGUGCUAGGCGAGCAUUCUACCACUGAGCCACCACCCCAACCCCUGGAAUAAAUCUUUUGAUGUUUAAUUUAUUUGCCUUUUCUUAAACACCAAUUUUAAUAAAACUGAUUAGGCAUUUACUGUAUCCACCUCACAAUCUUCUGUAUUCUAUAGAGUAUAGAUAGUGUUUCCUUAAUUCCUUUCCCUGAUCAGUUGUUACUUAAUGUGACCCUUUUCUUUUUAAGAUGGAUACUUUAUUUAGAAUCCUUUAUAAUACAUCUUGUUUUUAUAUCAGUUCUUACAAGUUACAGCAAAACAAUUUUAUUAAAAUUGUUUUAGCCUUCCUCAAAAUUAUAUCAUUUGAGGAGAUAUUGUCCUGCUAUUUGGCUUUUCAGGUCUACAGUAUUGAUGACUUUUCAUACUUUAUGAUUGGUUUAAAUUAAAAUUGUGGACUUUUAAAAGCUUGAAAAUAUAUAAAAUGCAUAUGUAUAAAGCAAGAUUUCCCUAAAACUCUAUAGGGUUGUAUGUGUGUGUAGAAUUAGUAGUUAUAGUUUAUUUUUCCUGUAGAAAUAAAUCAUAGUUAAAAGCCAUGAAGGUUAAAAAUUUUGCUUUUAUAUGACUGCUAUUAUUUGAAUUUGUGAAAGAAAAAAGACAAUACUUUAUUUGAACAACUUGUCACUAGGGACUUUAUUUUGACUUUAUCAAAUUUAGCAAAUCAAUUUUUUUUAGUUUUAAAUGAGGUUUACAUAUUUUACCUGUACUAUCAUGCAAAUGAAAUGACUUAAAGCAGGUUUAGGCACAGUUAAUUUUGACUUCUUAUCUAUUUUGGAUUUGUAUUAUUCUUUGAAAUUACUUGGAAUUUUGAGAGUUUAUAGAAGUGAAAUCUGAGAACCUGAGUUUGGUUUCUUCUUUGUUACAUCUCUGUUACUUUUAGAUAGUCACUUGACUCUUGUCAUCUUUAGUUUUUUUCUGUAAAACAGCAAUAAUUCUACUAGUAUUGUCAGGAAGUACAAAUGGAGCCCUAAAUAUUAAAAGAGUUCACUUUGAUGUUUGAACAAAAAGUGAUUAAUUAAAAUAGUUCACUCUGUCCCCAACAGAUUACACCAUCCUACAUGGAAAAAUAGCUGGAGUUUACUAUUUUAUUCUACCAUUUAAAAAAAAUAAUCAAACACAUUUAUUUAUGUUUCAGACCAAAUCUUUAAUUCAGCAAAUUGUAACUACACCAAGAAGUAUUCUAGCUCCAGUAUAUCACAGGGCAUAGAAUAGAGAGGUCUCUGGCAUUUAUGUGAUUUUCAUUUGAAUUGGUUUAUAUUGUUUAUCAAAUGGUGACAAAAUUAUUUGGGAGAAAAUUAAGUCAAGGAAGGCAUUACAGAGUGUGAGUAUAAGGUUGCUAUUUUAAAUAAACUGUAUUCUAAUUUAUGAGACAUUUGACCUGGAAUACAGGAGCAACUGAACAAUAUGGUUGGUUAUCUGGGAGCACAGUGUUCUGGGCAGAGGAAUCGUGCUAAGGCCAUGAGCAGGUAACAGUUUGCUAGGUGUCUUUGGGAAGCUACAAGAUCAGAGUAAAUGUAGUAAGCUAAAAGAGUAUUAGCAAUAGAAAGUGAGGUUACAGAUAUAGGGAAUAAUAAAGACUUACUGAGUGAAGUAAGAAACAAUUAGGGUUCUGAUCAAAGCAAGGAUAUGGGAGUGAAUAAAAUUUGGAGAAUAAUACAUUGGAAUAUUGAAAGUGGCCAUUUAAGAGUAAAAGAUUCAGGAUCAUGUUUGAGGUAGGAAGACUGAGGAUUUAGUUUGGGAUUUGUAACAGUAGAUGUGCCUGUAAGAUAUCCAGAGGGAAAUGUAGAGUAGUGGGCAGUUGGAUAUUUGAAUUUGGAGUUCAAAGAUAAAGUCUGGGCUGGAGAUAGGUAAUUUGGAAGUCAACAGUCAUAUAUAUAUAUCAUGACAUGGAUGAAAUCACAUAGAGAAUAAAUGUAGCUAGAGAGUAGAACUGAAUUGAAAACAUAGUUAAUGAACUUUUAGGACCACCUUUUGUGAUUUUAAAAGUAGAAAUGUUAUAUAACAUUUUCUACCACAUACACCAACCAUUACUUCCUAUAAUAUAGAAACAUUUUAAAACCAAGAUUGAUAACAUACAUUUAUAUAUAAACAAAUGGCAAAAUGAAGACAUUCCUUAAUUCUUAAAAUGAGGCUUUUUGUUGUGAAUGGUACAGUCUUAUAUUUUAAGAAUAUAUUUCUAUGGUGGUCAGAAAUUGCUGUUAUGAUUCAAUUUGAUAGUUUUAGCACUAGAGGGCAGGAUUGCUUCUAGAUUGUGAAGAGUGAAUUUGUCCAAACAUAAUCCCUACAUUCAUUCUCAGUGAAUGCACUCACUUCUCAAGUGACAUAUUUACCAUCUACUGUGUUUUAUUUCUGUUGCUGGGAAAGUAGAAAGUAAAGGUAAGCUUGACUUUUAGUCUGUCUAGGACUGUGAUUGAUAGUAACACAUUUGCAUAUGAAGUCCAAGGAAAUUCAGGGUAGUAUCCCCCUUCAAUAAUGGUAAUCUGGACCCAGUUAUUAUUGGUACUCUGAAGUACUCAUCACUGUGCCUAGUUUUUAGGUUAGUUCAUAGUGUCUGAAUAAAUAAAAAAAUUAAUUUUAAAAAGUGGGAUCAGGAAGUUGGGAGCCUUUACAAAGUCCGAUUUUAUUUGGGUUUUUUUUCCCCUGAUGGCUGAGGAUUAAGCCCAGGGCCUUGCACAUGCUAUGUAAGCACUCUGCCACUGAGCUGUUUGUCUUAUCCCCUAUCACCACUUUUUCACAUUUUCACAGGUUUUCCUAUUAAGAUGGAGAUGAUUCCACUCUAUCUUUACUCCCAUGCCUUUUUCUGAUAGUUUAGCUACAAGAACAGUUUGUAGCCAUAGAGAAUAGAAAGUCUUUUUAUAGUCACCAUAGUGAAGAGAAAUGAUAGGUGUGGAAGGUGGGCAGUUCCUUCUGUCUUGCUUGUAUCAGAUUGAGACGUUAGAGAUUGAGAUGGAACCUUCCUAUAUUCUACCCUGAAAAUUUUCCCACACAUGGGCCUUAAAAGUUUUUCUGGUCUUUUCAGUUUCCCUACUUUAAUUUUCUUGCCUAUAAAAUGAGAAUAAUAGUCCUUACCUAAUUGUAUUGUUUUGAUGAAACAAUACCUGCAGUAAAUAUUAACUACAUUGUUCUUUGAAAAAACAAAACUAAAUCAUUGGUCUUUGUACAUUGAAUUUGUGUUCAAAUAUUAUAUGGUAGAGCAACUAAGUGGAAAACUGUUAAUCCACUAAUAUACACUUAGAAAUACAAAACGGUUCCACUAAUAUACACUUAGAAAUACAAAACGGUUAUUGAUGUGAACUAAUCUGUAUUAUAUACUUGUUAACUUGGGCACUGUAAUGAAGUGAUUGUUCUAAAGAAUAUUAAAUAUGACUAAAUGAGAUGAUAAAUUUACAGUGCUUGGUACCAAGUAACAAGCAUUCAGUAACAUGAACUGCUGUAGCUAUUUUUAAACAGUGGAUCAAAAAAAAAAGUGGAUCAAUUUGAUUUCAUAGAGAGGGCUCUUAUUAAAAAAAUAUUUUUAUUGUUGAUGAAAUUUUUAAUUUUAUUUAUUUAUUUGUAUGUGGUGCUGAGAAUCAAACCCAGUGCCUUGCACAUGGUAGGCAAGCCACAAUCCCAGCCCACUGGAGGGCUGUUUUUUAACAAAAUAAAUAAGCUUAUAAAACAAAAAUACUAUAUAGUCUUAUUACUUUGUUUGAUUUCCUUAUUACUUUGACUGAUUGUGGAGUAGCAAGACCUUUUCCCAAAAGAAGUUUUACCUAGAAGUAAAAUAUUUAAAACAGUUAAAAUAAGAAUCUCUGCAUCCUCCCCACUUAAAGGAACUACUGGCUCUCCAUUUUUUAGGUAGUGGUGGUACCGGGAAUUGAACUCGGGAUCAUUCUACCACUGAGCCACAUCCCCAGCCCUAUUUUGUAUUUUAAUUAGAGACAGAGUCUCAAUUGCUGAGCGCCUCACUUUUGCAGAGGCUGGCUUUGCAUUCACUUUCCUCCUGUCUCAGCCUCCCCAGCCGCUGGGAUUACAGGCGUGAUCCACCCACACUCGGCUCCAACAGCAUAUUUUGAAAACCACUGUUUGCACAUUUGUACUUUGACGUGUCAAAUGUGAGCAAAGUAAUAGUGGGAAAACUGGAUUUAGGAAUUUCUAUUUCAUUCUCUAAAAAGCCAAAAAGUAGCUGGCAUUGUUUUAAUGUAGAGUAAGAUAAAAAAAAAUGCAUAAAAUCUUUUUAAAAAAAUAGCUUCCUGAAGGAAUGAUGCCUCAUUUGCUUUACUGUCUUCCACUUUGCUUAACAAGUAAGUCAUUUUCCCCCCAUAACCAGUUUGUUAUAAAUAUGGUCAUAAGAUGGUUACAUUGACUAGUCUGAUCUUACAGAAUAAAUGAAAAAAAUUGACAGACCACUAGUUGAGUAAGGGAAAAUAUGACCCUUCUUGCACUUAGGAUGUAUGAAUUGAAGAAAAUCAAUGUAGUCUUUAACUCUCUGAUGUAAGAUUUAAUUUAUUGGAACUUCUCCUUAGUCCAGAUUGCAGCACCUUUCUGUGUUUCUUGUAUAUUCUGCAUCUACUGUCUCUGUAAUAAUUGAGGGCUCUCCUCCCAAUUCUGGGCUUGGUUAUCCUUAAAGAAACAUCCUUUCCUUUCUUCAUUCUUUGAGUCACUACUGAUCUUGUAUAUACUUUUUUGAGUGUCCAUAACACUGUAUUGUCAGAGCAUAUUCACAUAUGUUUUCUUAACUAAGCUGUGAGCUCCUAGAGAGCAGGGACUGUAUGUUUUAGCUUUAUCCUCCAAUGCCCAGAACUAUCUACAGUAUAGGAAAAGCAUUCAUAAAUGGAACAAAUGAAUACAUGAGAAUGAACAGAUGAAUGUUUUUGCUUGUGUUAGAUAUCUAAUAUAUUUGUAUUUUUUGUUUACUGUAUCGCAGACAUUCUAGUAUAAUCUUAUUUUUAAUGUUGACUUAUUGAAGUAAAUUAAUGCAAAUCAAAUGCAUAUUAAAGCAAGUAUAUUUUGCCACCCAAAUUAGCAUAGAUUUUAAAAUUGAUAGUACCUAUGGUUGAUGGCAUAUGGAGACAGAAAUUUUUAUGCUUUACUGGAGGGACUAUGAUUUGGCAUAGCCUUUCCUGGAAAGUAGGAAGAUAUAUUCAAAAGCCUUAAUAAGUUUCAUAUCUUCUUACCCAGCCAUCCUAUGCCUACAAAUAUAUCCUAAAGAAUAAAAUUUGUGAUUUUUACCAUAAUAUAAUUUAUAGGAAAGAAAAGAAAUUACCUAAAUGCUUAAGCAUAGGAAAAUUUGUUAAAUAAUAGCACACUCAUAUAAUGGAGUAUUAUGGUAUCUUUAAACAUCCAUGCUAUAAAAGGUGGAAGCAUUUUAAAGCAGUAUGUACAAUGCAAUACUAUAUUUCAAAACUGUAUGUAUUGGGAGAAGGCUGAAAGGCUAUACACCAAAAUAAGAUAAAUGGUUAUCUUCUUGGUGGUAGAAUUACCAGGAGUUUUUAUUUUGCUUCACAAUCUGUAUUUUCUGUAAUACAAUGAGUAUGUAUUAGUUUUGUAAUAUUAAAAAAUAAAGGUUGUAUAAGGAA
Molecule: messenger RNA, 10730 nt
Organism: Ictidomys tridecemlineatus (thirteen-lined ground squirrel)
Lineage: Eukaryota; Metazoa; Chordata; Mammalia; Rodentia; Sciuridae
Gene: Dcun1d5
Product: defective in cullin neddylation 1 domain containing 5
Biological process (GO): protein neddylation
Cellular component (GO): ubiquitin ligase complex
Molecular function (GO): ubiquitin conjugating enzyme binding; cullin family protein binding; ubiquitin-like protein binding
Source: RefSeq, a predicted model, not a curated record